AUGCAGGUCUCUACUACUCAUGAGUCUGGCGACCUCUACACCUCACUCAAUAACGAUCCUGGAGUAGAGUACUGGUCGGAUAUGAACACUGAUCCGAUUUCGUUCCAACGGGAGAGUUACGGACUUGCAGGCAUCAGUGAUAUGGCGAAAGAGGACGUAGUGCACGUGGUGAUCUGUUCAGAUGUGCGUACCGUAGGAGGGAUGGUUGCUGUGGUGACAUCUGCACUCUUUCACACACCCGGGCCCAU
Molecule: messenger RNA, 248 nt
Organism: Sphaeroforma arctica JP610
Lineage: Eukaryota; Ichthyosporea; Ichthyophonida
Exons: 1
Source: RefSeq, a predicted model, not a curated record